UCUCAAUGAAAGUCCGGGAGAGGCUCCAGAUGCCGCUGUGGCCAAAUGCCCUACAGUCUUGACCGUGGCGACUUGUCCACGGUGAAUUGAUUAGGUUGGUGGGGUAGCAUCGCAAAGGUUCAUAAAGACCUCAGGCCCCGUCGCUCCCAUCAACAGUCCUCCUAAACUCUCUUCCCCCCUUCUACACCUCUUCUCUCCUCUCCCCCUGUCCAGGAUUUCUCUCUCCCCUUCCUCCCUACAACCCUUCGCUCUCCAAGAUGGUUGACCACGCCUACUGGAAUGAUCCCGAGAUCACGGCCAAGUGCACGCAAGUGGCCCAAACUAUCAGCUGGCUCUUCGCUGGUGCCACCCUCUAUGACUUCGUCCUUCAAGCGCCGUUCGACUGGUCCAUCCUGACGGGCAAGCGCCAGCGACGUUGGCCGCAACUGGCUUUCUUCGGUUGCAAGAUCCUCUUCAUUGCCUACAUGGUCAUCAACUUCGUCGUCGUCUUCGGCACCAAGAAGAUGAACUGCCAGGCUGCUUUUGACGUCCUCGAAUUCCUCAUGGGGGCCGUCGUCAUCAGCUGCAGCCUUCUCCUUGCUUGCCGAACGGUGUGCGUGUACAAUGGAACCGCUCGCACCGUCGUGACGACAAUUAUUUGUGUCUUCGCUGCAGGCCUCGUUGCCGCUUGGAUGGAGGGCGUAACGGCCAUCCAAGGACAGUGGACUCCCGGCGCGUCAUCAUGGGGAGAGGGUGCCUGCGCAUGGGCUGGCGUCAAAUCCACCUACUGGGUCAAAUAUGUCAUCACAAUUGUUUUCGACUUUGUCGUCCUCGUUCUUACCACGGUUGGCAUCGUGCGCAUGAGUGGCGGCUCGCGCAUCGGUGAAAUCCUCAUUCGACACGGCCUUAUCUACUUUGUCCUGACGCUACUCGCCAACCUCGUCGUUACCAUCCUUACCGCGCUUCAGCUUUCGCCCACAAUGUCGCUCUCGAUGGCCGUCCCUCAAUCGUCUAUCUGCACAAUUGCCAGCACUCGUCUCUAUGUCAUGCUCGCUGAGGAGGCUACCCCUAGGACCAAUUCGGGCGUCACGUCGUCCCAGCUCUCGAGCGGCACGGGCAACAAGAUUGCCAGCUUCUUCCGGAGCGGCAACACCUCCUCGCCAACCUCGGGCAACUUUUCGACCAAGCGCAAGUCCGGCGUCAUUGACCUCGGCGCUACGAACAUGAAGCUGGGAAGCGACCACCGCUCGCCCAACUCUGCGACGUCAAGCGAGGAUCUCGAGAAGAGCCAGACGCUGAGCCAGAACACGGUCCACAUUGAGCAGUCGCGUCGUGUCGAUGUCGAUGUCUUGCCGAACCACCUCGUUGGCCAUCCCUUCCAGAGUGGCGCCAGCCUUCCUCAGACAUCGAGUGACAUCAACAACGGUAGUCGGAACGGCAGCAGCGCUGGUAGCUCCAAUGCGAGUGACCACCACGCAGACGACGACGUCGAGGCUUCUGCCGCCCAUCGCCGGGGCCAGCACUCGCAGUCUACCAAUGGCGCCGACCACGCCCAGCUCAUGGCAGCUUACCCUCGCCUCCUCGCCAACUCCCGCAAGCCUCCUCAGUAGAUGAAAGCGAGUGAGAAUCAGAGAAGGGCAAUUGUAUCAUAUUUCUUCACCUCCCCCGCUCUCCCCCCUUCCCACGUACGUUUCUUUUCCUUUUCCGCUCGUCCUCGCCUUACAUCAUCAUAGUGUACAUACCACUUUGCGUACCUCCAACCUUUCUCUCCUUGAAGAUCAAGAAAGUUAUGCAAUCCAAGACACAUCGAAAGACAAAA
Molecule: messenger RNA, 1798 nt
Organism: Acaromyces ingoldii
Lineage: Eukaryota; Fungi; Basidiomycota; Exobasidiomycetes; Exobasidiales; Cryptobasidiaceae
Exons: 1
Coding region: 258-1589 (443 amino acids)
Source: RefSeq, a predicted model, not a curated record